AAUAUUUUUAAAUAUUAGGGUAUUUAAAAUAUUAUAUUUUGAAUGACAGAAGAAACCAUAUCCCCUUUUAAGUUUAUUGUUAAAUAUAAGCAUGAAGAUAAAAAAAUACGUAAACUUCAUUCUAAAUCAUUUAAAACACUAGUCAAAAGCGAAUCAAACACAGAUUGCAUAUCAAAAGAUCUUAAGAAAUUAAAAUUUCUGUCUGUUCACAAUACUCCUUUAAUUCAUAAAAAAUCAGAAAACUUAAAUAAAUUUCUACAUAUUCAAAAAUUUAAAAAUAACGGAUCUUUACUAUGCAACAAAGAGGAAUCAAAACAAAAUAAUAGCACUAUCAAGCGACAAAGAAUCAUAUACGAUGAUAAUAUUCAAUUUGAUGAUAAAGAAUUUCCUAUUAUUUCUACCAACGCCAAUAACAAUUAUAUUAAAGAAAAAAUAAAAAAACCAUUUAUAACAUACAAUUCAAACAAAAUCGUAGAAAAAUGCACAAAUUAUAAUUUUUUAUCAUACAUUUUUUCAAAUUUUAAACCAAAUGUAAAUACUAAACCAGCAUGUUUAUUCGCAAAGACACUUAUGUCAUCUUCAUCUAAUAAUACAACAAACAAAGAAAAUUCUCUUUUAUUAGACUGGUCUCCAUCAAAGAAAAAGAAUACACCGUUUUUAGAGAAAGGUCUUGCAAAAACAGUAUUAGACUGGAUAAUAGAAUACCAAUUGCAAAAUACAUUGCAUAAUUAUUCUAAUACUAAAAUAAAAGAAUAUACAUUUGUAAUUACAGAAACAAAAAAGGAUACAAAUAUGAAUAAUAUAUAUUUUUAUGGCUAUGAAGAAUCUGCAAAGAUAAUCGAAAUAUUAUUUCUUUUAACAGAAAAAUACUUGGAACAAAAUAAAAUAAAUGAAGGGACACUGUUAUUACUACACGAACCAAUAACUAGAUUUCAAAACAUUUUUCCUCAAAACAUUAUAAUAUGUAUCAAUUGGAAUCAUAAAAAUUAAAAUAAAUCACAAUUCUAAGGGUUUAGACUAUAAUAUUAUUA
Messenger RNA from Pneumocystis carinii B80, 1031 nucleotides. RefSeq lists its product as hypothetical. Lineage: Eukaryota; Fungi; Ascomycota; Pneumocystomycetes; Pneumocystales; Pneumocystaceae. Bases 43 to 990 code for a protein of 315 amino acids. The transcript has 2 exons. The record is from RefSeq and is a predicted model, not a curated record.